Ilyonectria robusta is the source of this 1525-nucleotide messenger RNA. RefSeq names its product MFS multidrug transporter-like protein. The transcript has 3 exons. Bases 68 to 1525 code for a protein of 485 amino acids. Gene Ontology annotation, biological process: transmembrane transport. The record is from RefSeq and is a predicted model, not a curated record. Gene Ontology annotation, molecular function: transmembrane transporter activity. Lineage: Eukaryota; Fungi; Ascomycota; Sordariomycetes; Hypocreales; Nectriaceae.
CUUGGCUGCCUGCUCUAAUCAGACCUCAAUCAACCUGACAACAUUCCAAUUGCUCUUCUCCGGAGCCAUGUCAGAAGAGCAGGCUCUACUACGCCCUGGGGCCGAGCAUAUCGAACCAGAAGCCAGCUCGGCUGUUAUCCUCAGCUUCGAACCCAACAGCCCCGGAAACCCCAGGAACUGGCCCGAUGCGUUCAAAUGGCGCAUCGUGCUGAUGCUGGCCUGCAUGGCGUUUGCAGUGACCUUUACGUGCAUCUCCAUCGUCCCAAUUGCCAACCAGAUCGUGGCAGACCUCGACAACGGCCAGCCAAGCUCUGUCGGCAGCGCCCUGCUUGUGACCAUCUGGGAGUUCGGUGAAGCCGCCGGGCCACUGCUCAUCGCGCCGCUCUCCGAAGUCUUCGGCCGCUACCCGGUGAUGAACGUGGCCAACAUCAUCUUCAUCGCUGCCACCGUCUCAGCCGCCCUCAGCCAGAGCACGCCGCUCUUCAUCGCCUGCCGCGCCCUCACCGGCCUCGCCGUGGCCGUCAACGUGCUGAACCCCGCCAUCAUCGGCGACAUUUUCGCCCCGGACCAGCGCGGCUCGGCCAUGAGCCUGAUUAUGUGCGCGCCGCUGAUCGGCGGUGCGAUUGGCCCGGCAGUUAGCGGACUCAUCGCGGAGCGGGUGGGAUGGAGAGCUGUUGUGCUCAUCGGCGCUGCGUUGGCGGUGGCGUGCGAAGUCGUUUUCCUGACGUGCUUCCGCGAGACGUACAAACUAACCAUCUUGAGGCGGAGGGCCCAGAAAUUGGGCAAGGGCUCUGCGAAGCGUGGGCCUGGGUUCAAGAUGGUGCUGGACUCGGUUUCGAGACCCUUUGCAGUUCUAUUUGGCUCGGGUGUCCUGUCGGCUCUGUCGCUAUUUGGUUCUGUUUCUUUUUCCUACUUUUACGUCUUGUCCGUCAGUUUGCCGAGCAUCCUCCAGGACAUCUAUCAUUUCACCCCUGGUGAAACAGGGUCCGCCUUCGUUGCUCUCACUAACUCGCUUAUCGGUAUUGGGUCUUUCGUUGCGAUUGCCAUCUGCCACACGACUAUUGAUAAAAUCAGCAUGAAGCUUCGCGGGUCACCCAAUAACCCCAAUCUGCCCGAGUAUCGUCUUCCCCUUGCCAUCGCCGCCGGGCUCGCAAUGCCUUUUGUCAUGGUGGCGUAUGGCUUCAUCGCACAGUACCGACUCCCUGUGUGGAUUCUGUUGACGGCGGCGGCAUUGCUUGACGGAACGACGCUGCUGAUUUUGAUUCCAUUGUCGUCAUACGUGGUAGAUGCUGGCGGUGUUUACUCGGCAUCGGCUAUGACGGGACUCAUUGUCACAAGAUGCCUCAUGGGCACAUUCCUACCUCUGACUACCGGGCCACUGGUUGAAGCUCUCGGCUAUGGCUGGGGGAUCUCGAUUUUCGGGGCCUUUAGCCUCCUCCUGGCUCCGAUUCCCAUGCUGAUUAUGCGGUACGGCGAGAAAUGGCGGCAACGAUCAGAGUAUACACGUGAGUCGGAGAAUGAGUAA